Molecule: messenger RNA, 945 nt
Organism: Dermacentor albipictus
Lineage: Eukaryota; Metazoa; Arthropoda; Arachnida; Ixodida; Ixodidae
Product: solute carrier family 22 member 1-like
Biological process (GO): transmembrane transport
Cellular component (GO): membrane
Molecular function (GO): transmembrane transporter activity
Source: RefSeq, a predicted model, not a curated record
AUGGUUCCAACGUGCCUUCUCCUGCUACUUUAUUACACCGUCGAUGAGUCACCCAGCUGGCUUUUGGAGACCGGCAACGUCAAAGAAGCCGAGCGCAUCGCUUUGCGUGCGGCAAGUAUAAACAAGGUCUCCCCAGAGCACUGCCGAGAUCUCAUGGCAGCUCAGGCAGCGGCGAUUAAGGCUCGUAGUCGGGAGGCUGGAAAUAGCAGCGGUAUCUGCAGCCCACAGUUCAGAGCUUGCACCAUUACCAUGUGCUAUAUGUGGGCUGCGAUAAGCUACGCCUUCGACGCCUUCGUCGUUAACGACGGUGUUCCCGUCGGGGAAACCACAACAGCGUUGAGUUUCAUCGUGGCCUUCAGUGUGCCCGUGGUCUCGUCGCCGUUCAUUACUACCUUCGGCUACAGGAACACCGUGAGCACCUCCGCACUCGUCUUUGCCGUAACACUGACCAUCCUGGCCACUGACCCACGGGAGCAGACUGCGUUGCGUGAUUCGCUCGUAAUUUUAAUGCGCGCAACUGGAACCGCGUGCUUUGCGUUCUAUCUCAUCAUAUACGUCGUCGCGUACCAGGUCAUGACCCGCUGCCUAAGUCUCUCCGUGGGUCUCGCCUUCAGCCGCUUGGGUGAUACCUUGGCCCAGAUGAGUCCAGCGCUGCUUGGUGGCCGCCGUACAACGUUGCAGCUUGCCAUUGCUGCCGCCUUGAUGUCACUUUUUGUGGUGGGCGCCGAACUUGCGCCCUGCCACAUUGACGUUAGGCAGCAAUACCAAUUAGCGCACCGCAAGAGCUCCGGCCUCGUAACAAGCGAGGAUAGGAAGCGCGCCAUGCAAGAGACACUGGUGCGUAUGCCAACGGAGGCCGUGAAGCACCGGGGCACCCCCAUCACGAAGGACAGAGCAACAUCAAGCGACAUACCAUUAGGAACAACUCCCGAAAAGACACACUAG